AAACAACGAGUAAAUUUACAAAGGCAAAAUUGCUAAAAGCACGCUAAAGUUAUUUAAUAACCGCAUAAAAAGUUUAAAAAACUGCAAUUAACUAUCGAUUAACAAUUGGAUCAGUACAGAAGCUCAAAAUGUCUCAAAUAGAAGCAGAAACCUAUAAAUUAGACAUUUAUCCAGUCAAUGAUGAGUUCCUAGCAUCAAUUGAUACAUCCAGUAACCAAAAUGUGGAACAGAAGAAUGUUGAAACAGUCGUUAUUCUUGACAGGUCAGGCUCGAUGGGAGGAUCAGUAGUAAAAAUCAUUCGCAAGAUAUUACCGAAGUUUUUUGAAAUUCUUAAAUAUGAUCCAGAACAAGUCAUUAACUUAAUCGCAUUUGAAAGUCGAACUGUAGUUCACAAGAUCAAAAUUAAGGACUUCCAUACUUAUAAAAUGUUUAGUGCUGGAGGAACUGUUAUGGCACCAGCUGUAACCGAAUUGCGAACAUUAUUUGAGGAAUUUAAAGAAAAAAUCGAUUCUUUGCGCAUUGUGACUAUUUCUGAUGGUAUGAUUGCUGAUGAAGAACAAACUAAGGUUUUAGGUGACGAACUGGCUACAUUUGCUUCAGAUUGUAACAUUUUAGUCAAUUCUCAAGCUGUUCGUUUUUUCACAUCCCGUUCGCAGCCAGACACAACUGCUUUAUGUAGCUUAUUACAGCUUAACAACAUUAUAAAGUCUCAAAUGAUUGAUGUUGAUGCAAUUCAUCAUCACGAUAAAAUUGCAGGAAAAAUGGCAGAUCUGUUUAUCAAUGAUGGAUUUGGCAACAUAAAGACUCUGAAAUGCAAUAAUCCAAUUUUUUACGCAUAUCCAUGGAAGAAUGAGGAACUCGAUCGAUAUCUCAUCUUGCCAAAUCGUCUAAAUGUAUUUUGGUUGAAGAGAAUCCCGAAUGAAAGUGAUUUAAUCACAAUUUGCAAUGAUCCAGUUCAUGUUGCAGUCAAAGAUAUGCUUAAACUAGAUGUUUUACAGAAGUUGAUUAAUGCUAAGCUUGAUUAUGCAAUCGAUCGUAUGAAAAUACUCAAAAUUGUUGAUACAGAAUCAGCUAAGAAUGUCAUUAAUCAAAUUGUUGAGUAUUUUAAGAAAAUGGAAGACAUUUUAAACAGUUUGAUAGAUGUACAGGAAGUAAUUGAUGAAAAAUCAAUCAUAUAUCGUGCUAGAAUGCUCAAACUCAAUAGAAUUCGAUCCCGAAAAAUCACAACUUAUUUGGAAACGAUUGCAAAUGACGAUAAAGUCAAUGAACUAAAUGCAGCACAAAAAGCAUCAUAUUUGAGAAGCGUCGAGCCAGCAAGUAAGACUGGCAAAGGACUAGCAAGAAGAGCUGCAAAGAGAAAGGGAAAUCUUGACGUUCCACAAAUGUCGUUUAUUGAAAUCAUCCGAAAAGAGGUUGAAAAUAUUAAGGAACAUUUCGAUGAAAUCAAAGACAUCGACUAUAAAGACCAUGCAGUCUCAUUCUAUUCGCAAGCUACAACAAUUGAAGGUCUUAAGCUACUCAUUGAGCUUUCUGAUGAUCCAGAUUUUAUGAAUUAUUCAGCAGAUGACAUUCUUCAGCUUACUAACAUCGUUGGUAUAGCUUGUAAUGGCUCUGUUGGUGAUUUUCCUGAUCCUUCAACAUGGCGAAUGAAUGAAAUCUAUUAUGGAUGUCACAUUAGUGUUGCUGAUAUUAUUACUUCAAUCCAUCAAUCUGCUGAUACAGAAUUUAAGCUUAAAGCACCUGGCUGUGAUAAGGAAAUAACAAAUUCAAUUCCAAUCUUUGAUGAUCCAAAAAUCGGAGUCUUUUUGAAGAAAUAUGCACCGUCAAUUCUCGAAUAUUCAUCAUCAAUUGGCAUGCGUCGAGUUAUUGCUGAUGUGCCAAUGACUUUGGGCUACACAAUUAUUGCUGGAAUUCGUCGCAUGAUUUAUGAUUUAAAUAAGAACAAGUCAACUGUUUAUCUUGAUUCUUUUAAGCAAUUGGUCAGCUCUGCAGCUUCCUUUGUUGGCAAAUAUUAUGAUCACAUUGAGGAACUUUUAGUAGACAAAGAUUGUGCAAAAAAAAGCUAUUAUUUAGCUAAUAACGGAAUUGCCAAUUUAAUCGUUCCUUUAAUUCGCAUUUAUAACAAGGAAAAUCAUGAAGCAGUUAAGCGCAUACCUGACAUAAUGAGAUCAAUUUAUAGCUGUGAAAUUUGGAAAGGAAUCAGCAAAGAAUUUCGUGGUAAGAUUAAAUUCAAUGACAUUGUUAAGGACAUGAUGUAUAAAUUACUUUGUAUUAAUGUUGAGAAGCAAAAAGUUCAUGUCAAGCCUUUAUUUGAGCCAGAACCAGAUCGUAAAGACAUUAAAUUUCCAGAAGAAUUUGCAAUAAAUCAAGGAUAUGUCAAUGAACUUACCAAACCACUUUAUUAUCACAAUUACAUGACUUUACUUCCAAAAUUCCUACAUGCUGCAACCAAAGGAUCAAUUGAAGAUAUUAAGGAUGUCCCAGAAAUGACUAAAACAUUGUUUUUGGAUUCUUUAGACAUCAAGUACUGCUAUAAAGAUUUUAUAUUCCUAAAUGUGUUUCAAGCUCUUCGAUAUCCGAGAAAUUCUGAACGUGCUGAUCAAAAAACUAAGGAAAUGAAGAUGAUUGAUUUAAAGGAUCAUAAAGAAGCUUUAGAUGAUGUAAAAAAGUACGUCCGUGAUCAAUUCGAGAAGCUGUAUGAUUACGAAUUGAAGGCAAAGCGUCGAAUUGAAGAAACAGAAAUGGCACGAAUUAUUGUCGAAAUGAUCAUCUCUGAGACUGAUUAUCAAGCUAUGAUUGAUGUUUGGAAAAAUGGAAUGGAAAGAAAUGGAAUUACUUAUAAAAUAGCAACACAAUCUAGUAAUGGAUUUAGGCUUUUAUGCCGAAAACUUAUCGACACAAAAUUGUCAAUUCCACUACGUUCUGAAAUAAUUAAGGUUUUAUUCCUUGGAGUUGAUUGGAAUAAUGAAAUUGUCUACAAUAAAGGAAAGAUCUGCGACAUAAAGAAUGUUAAGAAGUUCAAGAAACGUUUCAUGUUGACAUCAAGUCUCGAUGAAUGGAAUGAAAUUGAAGACAUGAUUAAGAAACGUCCAGUUCAUGUUUAUCGUGAAAAGGAGAAUAGAUGUGGACAUGGAAAUUCUAAGCCUUCAUAUUGGGCAUUAGGAUAUAAUGAAGUUUAUGAUUAUCUCAAUACGUUGGAUAAUCUAAAUCUUUGUGUAUAUUAUGAUGCACAUCGAAGUUGCUGUAAUGCUCAAGAUGUUUAUUAUCAUUUAUGGAGUCAAAGAUAUGAAGCUGAACGUGGACGAUGUAAUGAUCAGCAAUUCAUACAGGAUUUAUGUAAAGAAGUUCAUGACAACAUGGCUGUUUCUGACAAAGUUCCAAAUGAUGAUGAGACAAUUAGUCAAGAUUCCAAUGAAUAUCGUGCGAUUGAAGCUAUAGAAAACUUAGUAGAAUCUGUUGAAGCUAAUGAAAGCUUGGUAGAAGCUGUUGAAGCUAAGGAAGAUUCUGUUGAAGGUGUUGGAGACGGAUUGAAUUUUGAAGGAUGCCCACAAGGACCAGAUAUUAUUGAAUUGAUCUCAGAUGCUCUUUUAGAGCCUAUUAAGGAUGAAAUUAAGGUUGAAAAUGAGGCUAAAGUUGUUAAUGAAAUUAAAGCUCCAGCAAAGGUUACAAACCAAACAAAUGAAGGUCGUAGGAGCACAUGUAUGAUUUUGUGAACCUAAACGCUGAAUUUUGAUUAUAUGAAAAUAUGUGAAUUAAGUUUAAGAUUUUGGUACCAAUAAAGAAUUGCUCUGCUAGAUUGCAA
Molecule: messenger RNA, 3802 nt
Organism: Chironomus riparius
Lineage: Eukaryota; Metazoa; Arthropoda; Insecta; Diptera; Chironomidae
Source: the annotation of a GenBank genome assembly